Molecule: messenger RNA, 492 nt
Organism: Marmota monax (woodchuck)
Lineage: Eukaryota; Metazoa; Chordata; Mammalia; Rodentia; Sciuridae
Gene: Tex46
Product: testis expressed 46
Exons: 2
Coding region: 1-492 (163 amino acids)
Source: RefSeq, a predicted model, not a curated record
AUGUUGGGGGAACUGAUGCUUGUUUUUAGGAAUUUCCUUGCCAUACUUGCUUCCUCGGGCACCCUGGGAGCAUUGGUGGCUUGGUUGAUAAGCUAUAAGCCAAUUUUGUUUGGGUUCCUAUUCCUUCUACUAUUGCUUAGCAACUGGCUGGUCAAGUAUGAACUCAAGCCCACCUCCUCAGAGAACUGUCAGGAGGAGGCCAUAAAUUCAAAGACUCCAGAAGCCCACCCCAACAACAAUAACCUGAACACAAAACAAGUGGAGAGGCUGCAGGCCUGCUUUGCGCUCCAGGACAAGAUCCUUGAACGGCUUUUGUUCAGUGAACUAAAGCUGAAGGUCUUGGAAAAUCAGAUGUUCAUCAUAUGGAAUAAAUUGAAUCACCCUAAGCGAUCAAGCAGACAUCGAAAUUUCCCCACGAAGAAAGACAAAACGAGGAGGCAUGAGUCCACGUUUUCCAUCCUCUCUGAUUGUACUUCCAAUUCCCCCACCUAA